Messenger RNA from Closterium sp. NIES-65, 4788 nucleotides. Lineage: Eukaryota; Viridiplantae; Streptophyta; Zygnematophyceae; Desmidiales; Closteriaceae. The record is from the annotation of a GenBank genome assembly.
AUGGAUGACGUCCCGCUGCUGGUUCGGCUUCGCAGAUUCGCCGAAUCUUCUCACGCCCUGCUCCGUGAAACCUCCACCGUUUCCUCGUCAAAGAGUACAGAUUCUGCUGCAGAAGCGCCUAGGGAUUGCCGCGACAACUCUAUUAACGGGGAUGCUGAUGCCAUUAAUAGCGAGCAGCGUGCGGACGACGCUGAAAAAGCUGCUCUUGCGGGUCUGGUGGCUGCGGUUGACGCGGUGGUGGCGGAGGCGGAAGCCGCGGGGCGGAUGCUCGCGGGGAGGGGGGAGGCGGAGCGGGAGGAGCCAGGCAGGCGUAAGGGUAACAGGGGAGGGGGAAGGGGUGGAAAGGGAAAUUCAAAGCGAGGGGAAGGGCUGGACGUUGGUGCAGGAGGCGCGGAAGUGGCGGGAGGGGCGGGAGGGGAAAAGGGGAAGAACGAGGCUGGGAAGAAACCAAUUCCUGAUAUUCCUGCGGACGUCAUCGCCUUAACACUAGAGGCCGUCAGUCGGAGCAUCUCGGCUGUCCAUGCGCUGCUGGCGUCGCAUCAGAGCCGUCGGUGGGCGGCUAGCCUGCAUCAACUGCCGACUAGCAUCGAUGCUGUCGUGCGGAUGAGCAGCGCCAUGCGUCCACUGCUAUCCUUGCUGCUGCACCUGCUGUCCCUCGCGCCCCCCUCACUCGCCACCUCCUUCUGCCAAGCCCAGGCGUCCGCCCUACUGCCCAUCCUCACGUCCCUCCUCUCCGCAGGCCUCCACCAACACUUCUUCCUUCACCUCCACCAGCAAGCGCGCCUGCUCCACCCCUCCGCCUCCGCCUCAUCCUUGCCUUCCUCUGCUCACCCUUCUCGGCCCACCUCAGCCGCCUCCUCAGCUGCCUCCUCUGCCGCCUCCUCCCCCGCUGCCUCCCCCUACAAGCCCCCCCACCUGCGCUCCCGCAAUGCUCGAGCCCCUCAGCUGGCUCUCUCCCCCUCCUUGUCCUCCCUGCCUCCCGUCCUGCAACCAGCAGCAGCACAAUCAGCAGCAGCAGCAGCAGCAGAUGGAGGGGGAGCAGGGAGCUGCACGCACACUGUGCUGUGCUCUUCUCCCACUCCUCCGCCGCUGCCCGUUCCCCUAACUGCUCUUCCCCCCCUCCCUCCUGUCUCUUCCCCUGUACCAUAUUCCCGUGCACCUACUGUUCAUCCCGUGCGCCCAUCAGAGCAUGGCUGCCGUGUGUCCCAGGGCGAUGCAUGCGCAGUGGGCUGUGCUCUUCCCACACUCCUCCUCUGCUGCCCCCAGGUGCGGGUGCGAGUGGCAGCAGCACAGGCCCUCGCCUCACUCCUCGACUCGCCUCUCACUCUCACCUUCCUGCAUCGCACUGCUGCCUCUGCGCCCACCCCUGCUGCUGCCUCUGCUGCUGCUGGAGGGCCUCGCACCCCAGGCAAGAGAGCACCAGCGCGAGGGUCAGGAGGGGUGGAGAGUGGUGCUGGGGGAACAGCAUGUGGGGGGGAUGGUGCGGCUGGUCCUGCUGGGGAUGAUGAUGGUCCAUGGCAACAGUGCCACAGCAGGAGCACGAUCCGUGGGCUGGGCCCUUUCGCUUCCGUUGCAAUGCUCACCGUAACACGUGUGGUCCUUCCUGUCCGUGCACCAAUCAACCCCCAUCCCCAUCUGUCCCGCCCCGCGUGCAGCCGUGGCAGCAUUUCUACAGCAGGAGCAGGACCUGUGGACCCUGUCGCUCGCCCGUCACAGGUACACGAUCCACAUGUGUUCACUCAUGUGCGUGUGUGUGCAACCCCCUUCCCUUCCCCCCCUGCGUGCAGCCGUGGCAGCAGUGCUACAGCAGGAGCAGGACCCGUGGACGCUAUCCCUCGCCUGCAAGCUGGCGUCGCUGCUGGCGCAAUGCACACCGCGCUAGCAGCAUGGGUGUCCACGUUCCCUGCAUCUGCUGCCGAAUCGCUCUGGCCCGACCUCCUUGCCCUCAUCACUGCCACACUCAACCCUCCUGCCAAGCCUGACACCGCCAGCUCAGCGACACACACCGCUGUGCCAGAUCAGCCUGCUAGUGCACACCCUGACAGCAGCUGCUCGCUGCAAGCUGAAUCCGCUCUCACUGACCGCCUCCUAACUGCAGCACUCAAGGUGCACUUCUCACUCACAGCCCUGUUCUUGCCGCACAUGCGUGCCGCUGCUACAGCCGCCACAGCUGCCACGAGUGCUACAGCUGCAACAGUCUGUGCCCCUGACUUAGCAGGUUCUGCUACAGCCUGCCUUCCUGCUACAGAUGCACCCACAGCCUACAACCCUGCCAUAUCACCCUGCGCUACAGCCUGCGCCUCUGCAGCUUUGCUUGCUGUACCUACUGCCUCUGCUGCGAUCAGUAGUGGGCUAUCUUCAUCCAGUCAACUACUGCCACGUGUCCCUCCUCCUGGCGCCUCACAGUGGGCUGAAGUACUCCGCCUUGGGCUGCUGCCGCCCCUCCUUCGACACCCCUCUCCCGCGUCCCGCAUGGCAGCGCUCACAUGCUUCCUGCACAUGCCAGCGCCCACCCUGCAGUACCUCUCCCACAUGCAUGAUGUCAUCUUCCAGCCAAUGUUCGCCCUGGCAGCAGGAGAGUCGGUGCCAGCAGUGCAAGCAGCACUGAUGAAGGUCUUUGGAAUCAUAGUGCCGCACCUCAUGCCCGCACACGUGGUGGGCGCCCUGGCGCACAUUGGUGGGAAAUCAAGUGCCGCCUGGUGGGGCGCAUCCGACGUUGAAGCUCUUGCCAGCGCGGCUGUGAAAGGAGCAGGCGACAAUGAUAAGGUGAAAGCUAGUGCCGUUCGCCUGUUGGGGGCGCUCGCCCGCUGCUGCUGCUUCUGCCACCGCUGCUGCCCACACACCGAUGCAGCAAGCCCUACUAGAGAGUGCUGUUGUGGUCGCUACACUGCCACUGCCACACGCCUCUCAUGCCCCUCGACAUGCACUGAGUCUCUUGAGGCGUCUCAGAAAUGCUGCUCAGCGGAAGCUGAGGCAGGAGGAGGGCAGGUGAGGCGCCUCCAGAGUAACUGCCGGUGCUGCGGUGAAAGUCAGCUGGCAGUGGGGGGCGAAGCAUCGGAGGCGUGUAAGGUGGACGGGAGAUGUGGUGGCAGCAGGUCAAAGAGUAGUGACUGUAACGAGGGAGAUGAGCAAGAGCAGACACAGCACUGGCCCGUAGAUAGCUGUGGCAGCAGCACAGCUGAUGCUGGCUUGACUCAGAUCGUGCGGCUUGCAUCAGAAGAAGCAGCAGCAGGGGCUGCUCCUGCAGAGGGAGAUGCAGAAGCAGUUGGGGGCGUUGACAUGCAUAGGAGGAGGAGGGAAGCCGACAAACAGGAGGCAAUCGCAGGGAAGGAGUUGCAGGAGGAGAGGGGGAGCGGUGGUGGAGUGGCGGGGGUGUGGCAAGAGCGAGUGGUGGAAGCCAUUCUGUCAUGCGCCUUGCAGACCAACCCCAAGGCGAGUAUGCAGUGGAAUGUGUUUGCAGCCCUCUCUAUGUAUGUCUCUUCCAUCCCCCCCCUUUUUCCUCGCGUCUCUGCAACCGUCUCGUUACAUCUCGUAUUCCCACCUCUCUUCCCCCCCCUCCCCCACCUCGGCUCUCUCCAAACGCAGGUGCAGUGGAGUGUGUGUGCAGCCCUCUCCCUACUCCUCCAGAACCCCUCCGUGCACCUCCCUUCCUCUCCCUGGACUGCCCCCGCUCUCGCCACACUGCAGGCUCUCUUGCAGCGCUCCUCCAACUUCAAGAUUCGCAUCCAUGCUGCUGCUGCACUAAUCCAGCCAUGCGCCAGGGCAGGUGAUAUCUGGGGCAGAUGCAUCACACGAGUCCUACGGUCCCCCAUCCACUCUUCCCCAUCCAUCUCUACUUCCUUUCUGCACCCACUCCCUUCCUUCACUUCCCCUUCUCACUCCCUCCAACGGCAGACUAUGUUUCGGAAAAUGGAGCGAGUCUGCUGCCUGAUUGCACCCAUCCUCCCCACCCCGUCCCUUUUUCCGCUUCCCCUCGUGUUUCCCCACCCGGCGCCGCUCUCACUCCCUCGAAUGUCAGACUAUGGAGCAGAAUUCGGUGCUAUCCUGCGCGCCCUGGUCUCCUCGCUCGCCUCUCUUGAUGCGGCGGAUCAACAGCAGAGUGCGGUGGAGCAGCGGUACAAGCCGGUGCUGAGGGAUCAGCAGAGUGCCGAGGAGCAGCAGUACAGAGUGGUCAUAGAUCAGGCAGGUGGGGGGCGAGUUCAGUAUGGGGGUAAUGGAAUGGAGGUGGUGCGGGAUUGUGGAGUGGUGGUGAAUGCGGGCGAGAUAUCAGCAACACUUCUUCACAUGACCUCACUAUCCUCCCAUGAAGACCUUCGUGCCGCCCGCCCGUUCUUGCAGCAGCAUGCAGAGUGCAUAUCCCACGCCGUGGAAUCCGCACGCUCCACAGCACUUCGUGCCUCGGCUCAUUCCGUCCCUUUUACAAGCAUUUCCGAUAAGGCACUGGCUUCAACAGCUCCACCGGCUGCUCCUUUGGUCGACCCGCCUGUCACUGUGUGCACUCACCAGCAGCAUUACUCUUGCGGAUCGGCCAGUGCUGCUGGCAGUGAUAAAUGUGAUGCUGCUGCUGCUGCUGCCGCUGGCAGUGAUGGUUAUGGUGGUGUUGGCCGAGAUUGUGGUGCAUCAUUUGUGCACUGUAACUUAACAUCAAGAAUAGGUGGCAUGGGUGUGUGCUGCCAUUUGAUACUGGCGGCUACUGAGAUGACAUGGAUUGAUGAGCCGAUAAGGAGAUUGAUGACCCUGUUACAAGACAUGAGUGAUGAUGGUAAGGGAGAUCUGGCAGCAGUAUAA